UGUUUGUGUUGGCUACGUUAUUUCGCGCAUCCUCGAAUCACUGUGACCACGUGCGCGUGACAGUUGGUUAACAACCGUCACUCCCAUCUUUAGUGAUGUGUAACACUCGUUCGUAACUAGUAUCCACCCACAACUCACCAGAUCGUUAAUUCAAUUCCUAACAGUUUUACUCAAUCUACAAAUAAUACUUUGCUUAAAAAUCUGUGACGGCAAGAUGCUGGCAUUCUGUUCGGAAAAUCGAGAUGAAUUAGAAUAGUGUCGUGUCGAGAAAAUACAGUGUGUUGUUGAGGAAUUACAACAUCAAUGAUCGAGAAUGGACUGGAUCGAAAGCUCAUCGAGAUAUCGAGCUGUGAUGUUAUCGGCUUACUUCGCGUAAAUAUUAUGAAACUCAGCACGUACUCGCUUCCCCGAUUAUUGAGUUCCGUGUCUCGAGAGAACUUGGGAAUGGUUCGCGUUGGAGGAAGGGGAAAAAUCGAAGUCGCAUCGACUCGACCUUGAGGCUCGAGUCGAGAAAAAAGUGCAAGCGAGCAACAAUAUCAGGAGGAAUGCUCGACACUCGAGGAAGAUUGGAAAAAGUAACGGCAUUUGGCAAAUGGAAGAGUUGGCGGUGGAUUUCGGAUCGAGAGGGAAUGAUUGGGAAAGGGUGGAAGGGAGAGUAGAGAUUCUGGGCACGCGCAGUCCACCUGCUGGUCUGUAGUGGCACGCGCCGACCACCUCCCCUCCCUGGUUGGUUGGCGUACUCGCUACUGGACCCCCACCCCCUCCCCUCACGCGUGCCACACGACAGCCGCAAGUCUGGACGCGCGGGAGUCAAUUGCCCGCGGACUCGGACAGGGCGAGUAACUGCAACUAAAAUUCAUUUUUCUCGCUCUUUCUCUCUACCUACUCCAAUCCAGCCCUCACCCUCCACUAUGUCGACCUUUAACUAAUAAUUGUCUAUUAUUUUUUCUUUUUUAUCUCGAUAUGGGGAGGGGGGCGGCUUACUAACGAGCAGUGUAUUUUUCAUGUUCAGGUGCAGGACCUCAAUGCAAAUUGCAAGCCAGGACUCAUAAAAGUCAGCGAUGAGGAGUGACUAAAUAUACGGAGCUUCCACACGACAGAAAUAGUUGAAGCCAGCCAAGAAAUCGCGCGCAAUUAUUAUUAGUACAUCGCGUGUCUCUUGGAUAGAGACUUACUGAGUUGAAGCCUUCGGUCAAAGAAUAUUUUUUAAUAUUGUUACUCUAGUUGAAAGAAAUUCUCUGAAAAUGAGUCCAAGGGUAGAGAAAUGGAGGAAAUGGGACCGAAGGAAGAUCACCUGUUGAUCUGCGGACUGAAAUCUAGAUCGCAGAGUGGCCCACGUGACUCCGGGGACUGGAGGAUUUUUUGGAGGGGAUAAAGAUUCAAGAUGGACUUCAGGCGGGCGCGGGAUAAGGCCCCGCGCUAUGGUGACAUUGCUGACUUGCUAUUGUAUCGGGUACUAAGAAAGUGAUUUUUAUCACUGUAAAUUUGUCGCAAAGGUUGAUUGGAUCGGAGAGAGAGUGCUGAUUGUUUGAAAUUUUGGAAGUGAGUUUGUGAUAGUGAGGAAUUUAACAGUGAUUUGUGAAAUAAUCGAAAGAGAGGAAGUGUUAAAACCGAGUGUUUUGGAAAGAAAAGAGUGAAAGGGAGAUGGUGGGGCUGAGGUCAGGGCUUGCGGCCCGAAAAUCAUCACUGUAGGAAAAAAUUAUUGUCCACCCUGUCGAGGCAACUUUUCGUCGCCUGGAAUGAUGCAGCAAAAAUUCCUGAAGAGGGCGACCGAGGAUUUGGAGCCAUCAGGGGGUGGUAGUAGCGAUGGAGCAUUUGGUGAGCCUCCAGUUAAGUUGCAGUGCACGCAGACGCAGCACCAGCAUCAACAGACUCAGGGAGGCGGCGGCGGGCCACAUCUGGGCCAUGGGCAGCAUCAGCCCGGAAAUGGCGCGAACGCUACUGGGCAAUCAACCGGCGGAGGUGGAGGAGGCGGAGUUUCUUCUGGCAAUGAGCAAAUGACUAAGUUCUCGGUGGAGAUAGUCCAACAACUAGAAUUUACUACUUCAGCGGCAAAUUCGCAAGCGCAACAGAUUUCGACAAACGUGACAGUAAAGGCUUUAACGAAUGCAUCGGUGAAAAGUGAUCUGGUGAAUUCAUCCUCGUCGCCAAAGCCCGGACCCGACACGCAAUCAUCCAAUGCCCCAAGGCCACAAAAUUCUUCUGGAGGUGGUGGUGGCGGUAUAGGCUGUGUAGACAUCGGUAACUUGGUGGAGUGCAAGCAAGAACCGGACAAUGAGUUCGUUGAUCUGGAGCAAUGUGCUGCUGCUUUAGAAAAAGACGCUGCUGCUAAUGGAGCUGCCUUCCCCGGCUUCUCAGACUUUAUUGGCGACGACACCGGAGACGAGAUCAUCACGUCAGACGCGUUUAAGGACCUCAUUUCCGAGAUUUCUGAUUUUCAUCCAGAGUUCAUGAAGGAUUUUGACUUUGAAGACAAGACCGUAGAUACCCUAACGAACAGCGUUAUUAGUAACAUAUCGAAUAACGGCCAGAUCAAGAUUGAAGAUGACAAGGAUUCGAUGCACCAGCACCCGAGCAACGGAAACGCAAACAACGGGUCCGGCGUAGUGUCUAACUCUAGUCCGGGGAACCGUGGGUCUUCGCAAUACUCGCCAGUAAGGUUAUCCUACUCAGGACUGGACUUUAAAUCGCCCGAGAUGAGUCCUGCAGCCCAAACACUGAAGCAGAUGGCAGAACAACAUCAGCACAAAAGUCAGCAGUUAGGUCUCGGAGGAUUUAAUCCCAACUCGGUUGGGGCUAGAGGUCCAACGGCAAGGUCGCCCUACGCGGAAUUCCCACAGUUCGGAGGUACCACAGACUACCUUGGAAGUCCCGGAAGCAACGGACCUCCAGGCUCCCAGAACCAAAAUGCACCAAACAGUGGGAAUUAUCACAAGAACAACGGUGCACAAGGAUUUCAGGGCCAGCAAACAUCUGACAUGUUUGGCAGCCAAACACAGUUUACAGGUCUGGGGGAUAUGAAAAGGCCGAAUCCUGGUGGAGGAAAACCGAGUAUGCUUGGACCUACAGGGGCGUACAAGCAACAGUAUUCGCCCUACGGAAGCCCAGGUUCCAUGCCCAAUCACGGCAGUCCAGGGUACCCUCUGCCACCGAGAGCGGGCCAAGGUGCUGGACCCAACCAACCUGGGGCCCAAGGAACCUUCACCAGCUCCACGCCACCUAGACCACCUUCUGGUUCCGGAACUGCCACGCUUCAGAUCAAUCAAGCCCAGCAGUUACACAUCAGUAAUCCGGGACAUCAGAUUCAGGUUUCAGCAGGGCAGCAUAUGCAACUAACUGGAGACCUAAAACCUGGAGUGUCUGUGGCUGCGCAGCAAGGCAUUUACUUCAAUCAGCAGCAAGCGCAGAACCAGGGUGGUCCAGGCGGACAGGCAGACUCAUAUUGCUCAGUAUCACAGUCGCAGACCAUCAACUUUACCCAGCAAAGUCUGAGACAGAGGGCUGCUGCAGCUCAAGCAGCUGCGGCUGCUGCUGGCGGCGUUCCGCAGUCGGGAGCUUCAGGGCAACGGAGUCAUUCUCAAACAAUGCCUCAGAGCCAGGUGGUGGAUCAGCAUCAGCACGCAAAGCUUCUUCAACAACAGCAAAUGAUGCGCGCGCAACAGGUGAUGCAACAGCAGCAGCACAUGUCAGGAAACAUGGGGGGUGUGAGGCCACCACCUCCUGAGUACAAAGCAGCUGCCCAGGCGCAAAUGAUGCAUGCUGGGAUUGGGAUGGGUCAACAGGCCAGAUUUCCUAACGCAGGCACAAUGCGUAGAGCCACGCAGCAACCUAUGCCACCUUCGGGUCCGAUGAUGAGGCCCCAAAUGGCACAGCAGCAGCAGCAAACUUUGCACGCAGCAGGUGGUAAUAUGUACAUGGGCGGUGGCGGAAUGGCCGCGAUAGGUGGGAUGCAUCAGAUGCACCAAAGGCUGGGUUACCCGAGGACGAACAACCAGCGGCCGCCGAACGUCAGCGUCGGACCCUCAGAUACAUUGGGGAAUAGUAUUGCUGGUCGUGGUGCUCAGCAAGAGUGGCGGCAUCUUCUUAUGCAGCAGCAAAGCUUCCAGCCUCAGAUGAGACCGCAGUUCAAUCAACAGGGACACCAAAGUGGUUUCGGAAUGGGAAACGCGGGUGGCCUGCAGAUGAGUGCAGCUCAAAUGCAGCAUCAGCAGCAGCUCCUUCGAUCUCAAAGUGGCAACAUGGGAGGUACUGGAAUGGCCAACAGUUCUCAAAUGCAACAGUUGUUGUCGCAACAACAUCAACAGCAGACCCUUGUUAUGCAACAGAACAACAACCAGAUGUCUAUGCAGAUGCAAAUGUCGCAGUCGAGUUCUGUAAAUAGUACGGGAACUGGUUCUCCCAUGCAUCCACAUCAGCAAUACGGCGGUGGAAGUCCAAGUGUGCGAAGCCUGGCUCAGCAGCAUUCUCAGCCUCCACAACCCGAUCCGUCGAUAGGAACCGCGGAUUUCAACUUCGACCUGCUCGACAACUUGCCUACCGGGGAUGCAUCAAACUUCAGCGCCCAAGAACUCCUUAACUCGCUCGACCAAACGGCAGGAUUCAACCUCGACAUUUUGUAAAACCAUCCGUAGAGCCUCUUGAUCCUGCGGCGAAUCUUUAUUGUCACGGGUCUUUUUAGUGAGUAUUCUGGAUAGCGAAAUUUGCUGAAUCGAACAUUCAGCAAAGUCAGCAUUGUCACUUGCUUGCGUUCUAGCAGCAAACCACAAUCUUUACAGAUUGAUAAACCUGUUAUGUGAUGAAUGUGGUACUGUCGAGAGAAUAAAAAAUGUAUGUCGCCAGAGGCAUUCGAUUGCGGAGUGUUUCUGCUUAGGUAAUCGCAUUUUAGUAAAAUUUAUCUUGCCGCGAUGUUCCGCGUUAGAAAAUUGUGCGUAAUCACGAAUGGACCCUUGUAAAAGGCGAGGAAUCUAUUUUCGUCUCGCACGGGGCGAUAUAAAGUUGGCCGAACCCAAGAGGGAUCCUGCGUCUAGUUGACGAUCAAUCUCAUUGAUUUAGUUUGUGACGAUUGCUAUUCCAUAUUAUAUUAUGGAUCCUGUAUCAUUUUCACGUAAAUUACAAUAUUAGAUGUUUUCCUGAUUGAUGGUAUUUUGAAGCUAUGAUAUUAAGUUGGCGAUAAUAUUUCAAGCAUUUCAGACACGGUUUCAAUUAGUUAAAAGCAUUCCUUCAAUAUUUUAUAAAUUUGUUUUAGUGUCUUAUUUUUUUCUUAGAUUAUAUCCUUCUAACAUCUGCUUUAAAUAUUAAAUAUUUUCGAAAAAGUAAAAACACUCAAGUAAAUUUUUCUCAGAUGUCAAAUACGUUUAGUUACAUAGUUUAUUUUGUAAUUGAAAGUAAUUGUAAUUUUUAUUUCACGUUCGUACACUAAAGGAUAGAUGCUCAUUGGUCUUUUACGAUUAUUAUCUUUAAGAAGAUAUGCUGCGCUUCAUACUUAUAUUUAUUAUUUAAAUAUUAUGUUCUAGGCUUAAAAAUAUGAAAGUAUUACAUUUUAUUAAUGAAAUGGGCAUUUUAUAUAAAAGUUUCAUUUUCUUUUCAAGCCUGUCAAGCAUUAAAAUUAAACAGCUUUCAAUUGAAAGCGAUACAGUUUGAAUAAUUACGUAUUUGAAAAUUUAAAUUGUUCGCUAUCAAUGUAUUCAAUUUACAUUGGAAGCGUUUGAGAUUAUACAAUUUUAAUUUGAAAAGUUCGAAAUAGAAUAAUUUCAAGUCUUAUCAUUCAUAGUUAGAUGUGUUCAAAUAUAAAUUUGUGAAAUUUAUAGUUUCACAAUUAUAAAUAUUCAAUAUUGAGCAAGAAUGGGUAAAAUGUAAAUCCUUUAUUCCGAAUCAAACGAUUUAAAGUUUAAACUGGACCAUUUUCAAAUCAAAGGAAGUUUAUUUCGGAAAAGCAUCAUCUUAACAAAUGGGAUUCUUCUAUUAAUUUUUGGAAAAUAGAAUUUGACAGAGAGUUUUUUAUGCUAAAAGUGCUUAAGAAAAUAUCAUUCAAAUUGAUCUUUUGUAUGAUUUCCAUAUUUUUCAUUUCCUCUUUCAAAUAUUUCAAUUUAUUUGAUAAAAUACACUUUCGGCAUGAAAAGUUAAAAAUAUUUUAUAUGUUAAGCGACGUCACUUGAAUAGAUUUGAAAUGUAUGUAUACCUUUACCAUUCAAAUUUACACUAAGUAAAUUAUGAGCCACUGAAGAGUGUCUAAGAUUUGGUAAAGCUUAAGAAAACGUCUUGUAAUAUAAAUUUUUGAUGCCAAUUACUAUGUUUGGACCCUCGAUGUGACGACGUGGCCUCGGAGGUUC
Molecule: messenger RNA, 6329 nt
Organism: Belonocnema kinseyi
Lineage: Eukaryota; Metazoa; Arthropoda; Insecta; Hymenoptera; Cynipidae
Gene: mam
Product: neurogenic protein mastermind
Exons: 7
Coding region: 1740-4619 (959 amino acids)
Biological process (GO): positive regulation of transcription by RNA polymerase II; Notch signaling pathway
Cellular component (GO): nuclear speck
Molecular function (GO): transcription coactivator activity
Source: RefSeq, a predicted model, not a curated record